This is a messenger RNA of Gryllus bimaculatus (two-spotted cricket), 1414 nucleotides long. The record is from the annotation of a GenBank genome assembly. NCBI's taxonomy places the organism in Eukaryota, Metazoa, Arthropoda, Insecta, Orthoptera, Gryllidae.
AGUACAGUAACUUGUCCACAGGAGGAAGCACAUAUCUCAAUGUAUUCAUUUUAUUCGAUUCCCGUGCCCUUCCAAUCAGCUGAUUUUGUGGUGGUUUGUGGUAAUGAGUCUGAAGGAUUGCUCUGUUUACGAAGGGUGCCAUGAAUGAUAGUGUUAUCUUGUCCGAAGAGUGUAUUUGUACCAGUGAUCAGUACGUGCUCAGUGCGUGUGUGGGGUGUCUUUUGCUCUUCUUUCGUGCGUUUUGUACCAAUGAAACUUCAUUAUUUUCAAACCAAUGUAUACAAAAAUAUUGCAUUAAAUUGUUCAUUUUUUCUUGGACGCAGAGUAUCAUUUAGUACCUGUCAACCUUCCCUAAACAUGGGUAAAGAAAAACCUCAAGUAUAUGUAACGCGCGCUGGCUGUCCUGCAAAAGGGAUUGAUUUACUGAAACAAAAAUGCGAUGUAGAAAUUUGGAGCAAGCCAUUAGAACCAGUUCCUAGAGAAGAGCUUCUAAAAAAAGUGAAAGGCAAGGAUGCCCUAUUUUGCCUACUAACCGAUAAAAUAGAUAAAGAAUUAUUGGAGAGUGCAGGUCCAUCAUUAAAAGUUAUUGCAACCAUGUCCACUGGUUAUGAUCAUAUUGAUGUGCCUGAAAUAAAGAAAAGAGGCAUCAAAUUAGGGUAUACUCCAGAUGUAUUAACAGAUGCUGUAGCAGAACUGACAGUAGGGUUAUUACUAGCUACAUCUCGCAGGCUGUUUGAGGCACAUCAGGAAAUUCUUAACGGUGGAUGGGGUUCUUGGUCACCUCUGUGGAUGUGUGGUCCUGGUCUUGCCACUUCAACAGUGGGUAUUGUUGGCUUGGGAAGAAUAGGCAUUGAAGUGGCCAAAAGGCUUCACACAUUCAACCCUUCUCAAAUCCUAUACACAUCGCGCAGUGACAAACCAGAAGCCAAACCUUUUGGUGGUAUCCGAGUGCCUCUGGAUGAACUUUUGGCUCAAAGCGACUUCAUUGUAGUGACAUGUGCUUUGACUCCAGAAACUAAGGAGAUGUUCAAUGAUGAAACAUUUGCCAAGAUGAAGUCUAGUGCUAUAUUUGUGAAUACCAGCAGAGGAGGAGUUGUAGAUCAACCAGCUCUUCAAAGAGCAUUAGAAAGUGGAAAAAUUGCAGCUGCUGGUCUUGAUGUGAUGACUCCCGAACCUCUACCACCAGACCAUCCGUUACUUCAAUUAAAAAACUGUGUGAUUAUACCUCACAUAGGAAGUGCCACUACAAAAACUAGGGAAGACAUGUGUAUUUUGACUGCAAAAAAUAUUAUUGCUGCACUCCAAGGAGAACCAUUACCGGCAGAACUGUAGAAUAUAAGAACUUAAAUAUAUAAAACUUCCAUGAAAAUAAAAAAUGUGAUAUUGUAAAAUAAAGAAUUCCUGAAAAAAUUAA